AUGAAAACUUCAGAAGAGGAAGCUGUGAGUGACAAGAAUGAGAAGGCUGAAGAAGAUGCGUCAUCAAAAAAUGACUGGUUUUCUUUUGGUUCGUCCUGGAGUACUGAAUGGUUAAAGUCGGCAAGAGAAAAAACUUUUAACACAUUGGAACUGGUUAGAAAAGAUCUUAGCGAAUUUGGUGAUGCUUUUGCAUCAGAAGCUACUGCCAUAGCUGCAAAUACUGUCGAAAGCGUGAAACAGCAGGCACAAAAUAUACAACACAUGGUCAAUCCUGUUUUUGCUGAUGAAGAGAGCAAUUCACCUAAGGAACCUGAAGAAGCAACUGAAGCGCCAUUGGAAGAGGAUGGACAAGGCGUUAACAAUGGUUGGAAAUUGCCGCAAGUAUCAGAUCUUGCUAACAGUUCUUGGAUGAAGACGUUGGUGAAAACAGUGAAGAGUAUCGCUCAAGAAGAUACUACGAAGGAAGAGGAAGAGAACACUGAAGUCAUUUUGCCAAAAACCUCUCAGGGAAAAGAAAAGUGCACUUUACCCAAUGAUCUACUGUAUAGCAUUCAAACAAGUAGGCAUACUUAUUUGAAUCCUCCUGAAGGUGAUGAACAGCUAUUUUUAAUGUGGUUAGAAGUUUUCGAUAUUGAUGUGUAUGACCGAGAGAUAAAUAAUCUAUUAAGUAAUUGUCCACUAAUGCGAGAACUUUAUCAGGAAUUGGUUCCGUCAAAAGUCUCAAACGCAGAUUUUUGGGAGCGAUAUUUCUACAAGGUUCAUCAAACAAGCUUAAUUGAACGUUGUAAGGAAGUUGAAUUGGACGAAAGUUUUUCUGCUCCGGCAGGUAAAGACGCAAAGGUGGUAGAAGCAGAAAAAAAUUCUGGCGAGCAUGGGAGUCCUGAUCAUCAUUCAAAUAAUGACGAGACUUGGAGUCUGUGUUCUAGUACUGAAAUUGAGACUCAGGAAAUACCUGAAUCGCAAGAUGAUGGAACUUUGACGCCCAAAGCAAAAGCUUCACCCAAAGCAGAAGUUUUAGACACGGCUAAAAAUGAUGACGGUUGGGUCGAUUGGGAAGAUUAA
Molecule: messenger RNA, 1062 nt
Organism: Enterobius vermicularis (human pinworm)
Lineage: Eukaryota; Metazoa; Nematoda; Chromadorea; Rhabditida; Oxyuridae
Source: the annotation of a GenBank genome assembly